Acanthisitta chloris (rifleman) is the source of this 1032-nucleotide messenger RNA. RefSeq names its product chromosome unknown open reading frame, human C5orf45 (gene MRNIP). The record is from RefSeq and is a predicted model, not a curated record. Gene Ontology annotation, molecular function: chromatin binding. The transcript is spliced from 6 exons. Gene Ontology annotation, biological process: mitotic G2 DNA damage checkpoint signaling. Lineage: Eukaryota; Metazoa; Chordata; Aves; Passeriformes; Acanthisittidae. Gene Ontology annotation, cellular component: nucleus. The annotation marks the transcript as partial.
GGGAAGUGGAGCUGCAGCGUGUGCGGACAGCGCCAGGCCGUGCAGAAGGUUUAUGGCCAGGGCUCAGGUCUGGACUGUAGGCGCCACGUCCAGAAGUUAAACUUGCUGCAGGGCGAAGCAGAGGAAGCUCUCGGUUGGACACCUCGGUGCACAGAAGACCCUCUAAAUGACAGCAAAAAUAGAGCAGCACAAUGUGAGGACAGUUCGGUCCAGCAGGAGGGAAGGGCAGAAGUCAGUCGCUGGAGUAAGUAUCUGGACCAGGACAGGGAGGAUCAGGAAGAGGAGGAGGAGGAGGCGGCUACAGAAAGGCAGCAAUUAUGUUCCCGGAGGAAGAACAGUGUGGGAGAAAAAAGGAAACACCAGAAGAGCUUCCUUUCCAGUGACGUUAAGGAGUAUGCAGAAGAAGGAGUUUUCCAGCUUGUGUCCCAGGCCAAAAAGCACAAGAAAUGCUUUGUAGCAGUGCCUGAUGGAGAUGGUGGAGAUGCUGUGUCUGCAGGCAGUGUGGUUCCUGCUGUCCCUGAGUCUGUAGUGCCAGAAAGUACACAGCCCACAACUGCUUCUACCAAACCCUCCAAGUGGGAAAAAUUUCUCUCAUCUUCUGAGAACUCCAGUGAAAAUGCUGCUGGGGUAGCCUUGUCACUGCAGGAUGCAGGAGGGGUGAGGCUGGACAGCACCCCUGCAGCCAGUGCUGGUAGGGCCGGGAGGUGCUCUGAACGGGCUGGAAGAAAUCUGCCUCAAGACACAAGUUUUGGGUUUAGAAAGUGUGUUGCUAGCAUUGAGGGGUUUGCCUCAAAACUGCCUGGCACUGUGGUGCCCAGCAGCAGUUGCUCAGUUGAGGACAUGCUGUUCAAAGAACCCCAAAGCCAGUUGGUAAGGGCAGGAUCUGGUGUAGAGACCACUGCAGGAAGGUGCUGUUUGGAUAGCACCAGGAGGGCAAAUACCCUUGUUAACUCUAGCCCUGGGCCAAAGCCAGGCAGCAUUUCUCAUGAACAGCUCUUCUGCACAGGGGAGGAGUUUGAUGAUGAUCUCUGA